This is a messenger RNA of Trichomycterus rosablanca, 1430 nucleotides long. RefSeq names its product short chain dehydrogenase/reductase family 39U, member 1 (gene sdr39u1). The record is from RefSeq and is a predicted model, not a curated record. The transcript is spliced from 6 exons. NCBI's taxonomy places the organism in Eukaryota, Metazoa, Chordata, Actinopteri, Siluriformes, Trichomycteridae. Bases 80 to 994 code for a protein of 304 amino acids.
AAACAGCGUGUGGUUGUAUAACGCAGGUUAAUGUAGACAAGGACAGAGUUCUUAUUUUCUGUACAAAACUCUCAUAAAAAUGAGAAUAUUAAUCGGUGGAGGUUCUGGGUUCGUUGGACGGGAGCUCAUCCGACUUCUUAAAAGCAAAGGUCACGAGGUCACAGUUAUAUCCAGAACACCGGGUCCAGGACGGAUCACCUGGGAGGAGGUGGAUGCAUCGGGACUCCCUCGGUGUGAAGCUGCGGUGAACCUGGCUGGUGAAAAUAUCCUGAACCCUCUGAGAUGGUGGAACCAGAGUUACCGGGAGGACGUGUUCUCCAGUCGACUGAGCAGCACCACAGCCUUAGCGACCGCCAUCGCUAACUCCCAUGAUCCUCCGCGGUCCUGGGUCCUCGUCACCGGAAUGGCGUGUUACAAACCCAGUCUGGACGCCCAGUACACGGAGGACAGCGAGUGGACGCCCUUCGACCUCUGGUCUCGGCUGGUGAGGGAGUGGGAGGAGGCGGCGCGACUCCCUGAGGACGUCGCUAAAACCACCAGACAGGUCAUCGUCAGAUCAGGCGUGGUUCUGGGUCGUGACGGUGGCGCUAUAAAGCAGAUGCUAACUCCGUUCUGGCUGGGUCUGGGAGGGACGCUGGGCUCCGGAUGCCAGCCCUUCCCCUGGAUCCACGUCUCAGAUUUAGCCGGAAUAAUCGCUCACAACCUGCCGUCGUCGUCGUCAUCGCCCCACUCGGUACAGCCGGAGGUUUAUAACGGCGUCGCUCCCAGUUUAAACACCAACCUGGAGUUCACCAAGGAACUGGGGCGCGUCCUGAACCGUCCCACCCUGUUCCCUGUUCCCGAGCUGGCGCUGAACCUGGCGCUGGGUCGGGAACGCGGCAUGAUCCUCACGCGGGGGCAGAGAGUCGUACCCAAGCGGACCCUGGGGUCGGGAUACCGCUACCAGUACCCGGAUCUGAGCUCGGCGCUGAGGCAGAUUAUCGGGAGCUGUUAGCGGUGGGUGUGGCUGAAACACUCACUGUCUUAAGCACUUAUCCAAUCAGGGUCAGGGAGGGGGAGGGGGUGGAGCCUAUCCCAGCUUUUCAAUGGGCGCAAGGCACACAGUAACACCCUGGACGGGGCGCCAGUCCAUCGCAGGGCACACACACAUGUAUACACACACACACACACACAUACAUAUACACACACACACACACACACACACAUAAACACAAACACACACACGCAUAUAAACACACACAUACACUCAUACAUACACACACACACACAUACAUAAACAUUACACACACACAUACACACACACACUCAUACAUACACACACACAUACAUAAACAUUACACACACACACACACAUAAAAACACACACAUACAUAAACAUUACACACACACACAUACACACUCAUACAUACACACACACACAUACAAAUACA